AUGUCACAUGUCACUCUUAUUCGACUUGAAUCAUUAAGUAAUGAAGUGUUACUUCAUAUUUUGGAAUAUCUCGAUGCCUAUAUGCUCUACUUUGCUUUCUAUGGGCUAAAUCGUCGUUUUGAUGAACUUCUUCGUUCGUGUCAUCUUCAUGUGCUGUUUGAUGAGUCCAAACAUGACCCCAUAGUCUGGAAUACACUAGCGUCAUCCAUUGUCUAUUUCCAAAUUUAUCAUCUAUCGUUUCAUAGCAAUACUAUUGGUAUCAUUAAUAAACAAAUUUUACGAGCAACUGGGCAAACUCUUUCUUCUCUCUCGCUCCAAGGAACUGAUAAAGCAUUGAUAGACUUAGUUAUUCGACAGCUUGCAUCCAGUAAUCAAGUUAAACGUUUGACUAUUGACAUCGGAUCGACAAGUGGCUUUAGUUUUCCUUCUCUAGUGAAUUUUGUAUUUUGUAAAUAUGCUCAUUAUUUUAUAUCACUUGUGGACUGUUCAUUACGGCUAAGACAUGUUAGUGGUGAAUUUCAUCGAAUCACUGCUAUUUUUUCCCAUCUUCAUCGUUUCUCAAUAAGUCGUUGCCUUUGGACAUCGAACACCGUUUUAUUCCUUCAAGAUAAUACACCGAAUCUUCGAUCACUUCGCAUAUGGCCACAAGAGGAACUAUUAUCUACGUCGAUGUCGUCAAAUUAUAAACUAAAUCAUAUUCGCGAACUCGAGAUUAUUUACAAUUCUAAAUCACCUAAUAUGGCAUUUAUGUUGGCCUCGUUUCCAGCUUUACGACGACUUCGCAUUGAAUGGCGAGAUCUUCAAUGGAUCUCGAUUCUCUCCGGUGGAGAAUGGCAAAAAAUUAUUGAAACACAUUUGCCUGAUCUCCAACAAAUGACCAUUGAUUUCUGUGCUGUGCACACAAGUGCGAUUGAUGAACAGAUAGUUAGAACAUUUCAACGAAGUGAAUUUUGGUCGAGAAGACGAGUAAUAAUCAAGAUGACAACAGAGAAUCAUGAAUCGCGACAUCAACGAAUUGAAACCAUUUAUUUCGGAAAGCGAUGGCACUUUUGA
Molecule: messenger RNA, 1053 nt
Organism: Rotaria sp. Silwood2
Lineage: Eukaryota; Metazoa; Rotifera; Eurotatoria; Philodinida; Philodinidae
Source: the annotation of a GenBank genome assembly